GCACACAAGGCUGUCAUCCUCACAUCGACUGCAGCCUCUCGAUCUGCCUGUGGUCCUGUCGCCUUCCAGGCAUGGACACGCUUUAAGGAGAGCACCGUACGAGCUCGCAAAAGAUCCUAAAUCGAGUAAUGAUGGAGUACUGGAGGCAAUGCGCGCUGUGGUUGAUCCACUGCAAGGUGCUUCCAGCCAACCAUCGGGUUACGUGGGAGACCGCGCAGGUAUUCGACUUGGCCCAAACCCUCCGGGAUGGAGUCCUCCUCUGCCAUCUGCUCAACAACCUCAAGCCCCAGUCCAUCAACCUGAAGGAGAUCAACCUGCGACCUCAGAUGUCACAGUUCCUUUGCCUGAAGAACAUUAGGACUUUCCUGGCAGCUUGCAGCGACGCUUUCGGCAUGAGGAAGAGCGAGCUGUUUGAGGCCUUUGACCUGUUUGACGUCAGGGACUUUGGAAAGGUUAUGGACACGCUAUCCAAGCUUUCCCACACAUUAGCCGCACAGGAAAGUGGAAUCAGGCCUUUUCCCACAGAAGAAAGUGUAGAAGACGAGGACAUCUACAACCACCUGGAGGACCUGAUCGACGAGAAUGGCGUGGAGGACGAGGAGGACCUGUAUGACUGCGUGUACGACGAUGAAAACGGCGGCGAAGUCUACGAGGACCUGAUGAAAACGGAAGCUCUGGCUCCUCCGGUGUUCCAUAAACAAGCCGAGAUAGACAUCAGGGGUUGCUGUUUGACGGAAAUCAAGCAGACCGAGGAGAAAUUCACAGACACCCUGGAUUCCAUAGAAAAGAACUUUAUGACGCCUCUCACCGUCUUUUUAUCCUCGGCCGAGAUGGAGAAAGUCUUUGUCAAUAUACCGGACCUGGUGAAAGUCCACAAAUGUUUACUGCAGGAAAUCCAAGACUCAGUCCAGCACAGAAGUGCCCAAAACCUUUACCAGAUCUUUAUUACUUUCAAAGAAAGGUUGCUAAUUUAUGGGAAAUACUGCAGUGAUGUGGAGACUGCAAUCGCCACUCUGGACAACAUCUGCAAAGACCGAGAAGAUGUACGCAUGAAACUUGAGGAGUGCUCCAAGCGAGCCAAUUAUGGAAAGUUCACUCUGAGGGAUCUGCUGGUGGUUCCCAUGCAGCGGGUCUUGAAGUACCACCUCCUGCUGCAGGAGUUGGUUAAACACACUCAGGAUGCCGCCGACAAGAGCAACCUGCGGAAGGCUUUGGAUGCCAUGAAGGACUUGGCUCAGUACGUCAACGAAGUCAAGAGAGACAACGAGACGCUACGAGAAAUCGAUCAGUAUCAAAAAUCCAUAGAAAACCUGAAUCAGCCUCUGAGUAACUACGGGAGACCCAAAGGGGACGGGGAAGUGCGGGUGGCCUCGGUGGACAAACGAGCUAAACAGGACAGGCAUAUAUUCCUGUUCGAUGCUGCUGUCGUGGUUUGCAAGAGGCGAGGAGACAACUACGAGAUGAAAGACGUGAUCGACUUGCACCUCUUUAAGAUCACAAACAACCCCACGUCGGACAAGGAGAACCGAAAGUGGUCCUACGGAUUCUACCUCACGCACAACCAGGGCCAGAACGGCUUUGAGUUCUUCUUCAAGACCAAAGAGCUGAAAAAGAAGUGGCUGGAGCAGUUUGGCAUGGCCAUAUCCAACAUUCGUCCCGAGAACGCAACCAACAAUUUCCACGAGUUUCAUAUGCACACUUUUGAAAGAAUCACCUCCUGCACUUCCUGUCACAUGCUACUGAGGGGGGUCUUUAACCAAGGCUACCUAUGCUCCAAGUGCGGCUUGGGCGCUCAUAAAGAAUGUCUGGGCCGUCUAGGCUGCUGUGGGAAGACGGAUCCCGGCUCCGUCAGAACUCAGGUCAAAGACAGAGAUCCAGGUCUCCCCAAGAUGCUGGUCAUCAGGAACUACUUCGGCGCCCCCAGCCCCACGUCCGGUCCGGCGCUCAGCAUCCAAACGGGUGACAUCAUCGAAUUAAUCUGCGCCGACCUUCACAGCCCCUGGUGGCAGGGCAAAAUCCUGUCAACAAAAGAAGUUGGCUUCUUUCCCAGCGACGCCGUGAAGCCGUGCCCUUGUGUCCCCAAGCCCAUCGAUUACUCCUCCCAACCAUGGUUUGCGGGGCCCAUGGAGCGACUCCAGGCGGAGGCAGAACUCAUCAACCGGGUCAACAGCACCUACCUGGUUCGCCAUCGCAGCAGAGAGUUCACGGAGUACGCCAUCAGCAUCAAGUACAACAACGACGUGAAGCACAUCAAGAUUCUGACCAAGGAGGGCUGCUUCCACAUCGCCGAGAAUAAGACGUUCAGGAGCAUAUUUGAGCUGAUUGAGUACUACAAACACCACUCCCUGAGGGAAGGCUUUCGAAGUCUGGACACCACGCUGCAGUAUCCAUACCGGGAAGUGGAGAACUUGACCAUGCAUCGCUUCAACCGCUCCGGCAGCAACACCCCAUUGCUCUGCGGCCUCUCUUUUGUAACCCCCGCCGGCUACAGCUUUGUACCUCCUUCCUCUGCCCCCUUCUGGUCAGUGUUUACACCCAAGGUGAUCGGCGUGGCCAUCGCCCGCUACGAUUUCAGCUCACGUGACAUGCGGGAGCUCUCGCUGCAGGAAGGCGACGUGGUGAAGAUUUACACCAAGUCCGGAGCCAACGGGUGGUGGAGGGGGGAGGUCAACGGAAGGAUCGGCUGGUUUCCAUCCACGUACGUGGAAGAAGGUGAGGAGUGAGCGGACCAAUGAGGACCGGAAGACUUAAACCGGAACCAAUCAGCUCGGAGCCAGCGAGGCCUUGUUGCUUUCACCCUCCAGAGGCCUUACAGAGCAAAGAGACACAGAAAAGGGCUGGAGAAGACAAGACGCCCAUCCUUCCUGCCUGGCGAAGUACCUCCAGCAUCCACCAGUAGCAGCUUGCCUGUCAGUGGGGCGGGCGGGCGGGAUCGCCAGCCGUAAUUUUUCACCUCUUUCUGCCUGAGCCAGCCACAUGCCCCCCCCCUCGCCCUUCCCCGCCAAAUCCCACCUGUUUGUUCUUGCCAACUUGGCGAAGAAAGCAGAAAGUCGGGCCCCCGCUCCUCCAUUCAUGCGUCCAUUCACCUGCUUCUUGGAGGAAUGGACUCAUCCAAAGCGGAAGGACCGACGCGUCCUCGCGUCCUCUUCCCACAUGGCUUUGACCUUGCCCGCGUGUUUGUUCCGCAACGCCGGUGGGUUAUUGAUGACUCGGCGGCCCCGCGCUCGCACAGCAGCUCCCUCAGAUUACGAUCGCGGCGCUCUCACUCAUACAGGAGAUGGAAGAUAAAGAUGGCGUCGGCGCCUGCUGCCUGCAGUUGAUGGCUCUUGUUCCUAUUUUCCUCUCGCCGCUCACAUUCUUUAUCUCCGCAGCAGACUCUCGUGUUUUCGCUCGUGUCGGGCCGUUAGUGAGCCUCUCGCUUAUCGCUGGCAGCUCCGGCGACAGGAGCCCGUCCGUGGGAGGCUUUAUCUUAGUGGAGGUACUGCGAGCCGCAGUCUGGCUGCCACCUGACCCGCUAACAUCAAAUGUAAGCAAUGAAAACCACACAUUUACCUUCCUUGGGAUGCUUUUUCUGCCACUGUUUGAACUCGCAUAUGUUGGACCCUUCCAUGCACUCCAUAAUUUAGCUUUUCUGCUCUUGGUACCCUCCAUAUGGGACUUGAACAUGACACCACACCUAUGGAAAUGGUAUAUGGUUAGUGUUAGAUGUACCUUUUAAAGCGGCGGUUCCCAACCUUUUCACUUUGCAUCACAGCACGCAACUGUGGUGCAUUCAAGGACAAAAAUGGGGGUGGUGACAAAAGUCCAACUGUGGGCUUCCGAACAAACAGGGUGUUAAUUUUCCAAGGAAAUAACCCUUACUUCCAACAGUAUUUUCAUUUCCAUAAAACAUAUUUGAAACAUAAUCAUUGAUUAUUCAUCGUUCACAGAGCGAUGGUUGGUGACCUCUACUUUAAACCACAUUUGACUCAAGUUUAUUGCAAUUUCUAACAGUGGAAAUAACAUCAAUCAAGUGAGUUGGACAUGGGAAUUCAUGAGAAAGAAGUGGGCAUUAAUUGGAAUAUGGUGGACCACUGGAAUGGCAUGAGCAGACACAUUUAAAAAAAUUAUUCUACAUUAUAUAGGAAAUAUACAUUAAAUUAUAUAUUAAAGUGGAAGAAAAUAUAUAUAUUUUAAUUCUAUAACAAUUCUAAAUAGAUAAAAUAUACAUAUUAAAGUUAUAAAAAUAUAUAUUAAAUGUUAUAUAAUUUUUUUUUACAAAAUACAAAUCUUUUCAUAAAUUUUUAAAAUAUUUUUAAUAUCAACAUUAUGCAGCAAACCCCUGCAUGUGUGGGUUUCCUCCCCAUUCCAAAAACAUGCUAGGUUAAUUGGCCACUCCAAAUUGUCCAUAGGUAUGAAUGUGAGUGUGAAUGGUUGUUUGUCUAUAUGUGCCCUGUGAUUGGCUGGCCACCAGUCCAGGAUGUGCCCCUCGUGAGGAUAAGCGGUAGUGAAUGAAUGAAUGAAUAUUAUGCAUCAGUAUUAUAUUUCAUUCCCUUUACAUUCACAGCUGCAGUCUUUUGGGAAAUUCCCACCGUAGAUUCUCAUUAUGUCCCAUGUGUUCCCAUGGAAAUCUGAGUUUAUCCGUCCUAUCCAAGAGCUAAAUGGAACAAUAUCUUUGGUUUGUGGCGCUAUCAUAGACUAACGGGACAGGAUAUUUAUUUUUGAAAUAGCUCCUUCCUCCCUCGUUCCACAAAUACUAACCUUUCUCACACACGUCCACACCUGGCGUUUUAAACACAUCCUCUAUUAACCACAAUUGUGGAAAUAAAGAAAAUAUAUUUUUUUAGUGUUGAUGGAAAGGAAAAAAGAAACAUGUGGUGUUCAUGUCAGAAGAUAUGCUGUGGAUUAUUCCGCACACAUCAUGGUCCAGAGGUGACAUUGAGGACAAGAAGAAACAACAAGAUGGCGCCGCGGACGGCUGCCUCGGUGUGUUGGUGCGCAUUGUUUUGCUUUGUUUUAUGUUAUAAAACUGUUUUUUGCGCCGGUACCGGGAGCUCUUUCACCAGGGAAGAGCUCAUGAACAUCAGGGGAGCAACACCAGAGGAUUUACUUCCUAAAUUU
Doryrhamphus excisus (bluestripe pipefish) is the source of this 5100-nucleotide messenger RNA. It is a transcript of the gene vav3a, whose product is annotated as vav 3 guanine nucleotide exchange factor a. Lineage: Eukaryota; Metazoa; Chordata; Actinopteri; Syngnathiformes; Syngnathidae. Gene Ontology annotation, biological process: regulation of GTPase activity; cell migration; intracellular signal transduction. The record is from RefSeq and is a predicted model, not a curated record. Gene Ontology annotation, cellular component: cytoplasm; plasma membrane. Gene Ontology annotation, molecular function: guanyl-nucleotide exchange factor activity; protein binding.